Molecule: messenger RNA, 1833 nt
Organism: Salvia miltiorrhiza (redroot sage)
Lineage: Eukaryota; Viridiplantae; Streptophyta; Magnoliopsida; Lamiales; Lamiaceae
Product: UDP-glycosyltransferase 71E1-like
Exons: 1
Coding region: 267-1700 (477 amino acids)
Molecular function (GO): UDP-glycosyltransferase activity
Source: RefSeq, a predicted model, not a curated record
GAAGGAUUUAUUCUACCUAUGUCGAAAAGUCUAGAGUGAAGGUCGAUCACAAACAUAGUUUAGGAUUAUAUACGACUUUUAGAGUAAACUUUAGAGGGCUAUUUGGAGUUUAUGCCUAUUUAUAAACUAUAAUGCUUCUAUUAUCAUAUACUUAAAAUUUAUAAUUUUGGUUUCCACUCAUUCUUCAUCUACCUUAUCUCUUUACAAACCACCAUAAUUAAGCUAAAAAAAAAAAAAAACUGAGCUAAGAAAAGCAUCGCCGGAAAAUGGAGAAAUUCGAGCUAGUAUUCAUCCCAUCUCCGGGGCUGAGCCACCUCACCGCCACCGUGGAGGCGGCCAAGCACCUCCUCGCCCGCGACGGCCGCCUCUCCAUCACCGUCCUCACCAUGCAGCUCCCCGGCGACACCUCCGUCGACACCUACACCGCCAAGUUCUCGGCUGCCGCGCCGCCCCGCCUCGCCUUCGCCGCCCUCCCCGGCCUCCCCGACUGGUCCGGGCAGUCCAAAACCUCCCUCCUCGAGUUCAUCGACAACCAGACCACAAACGUCAGACAAAUCCUCUCAAACCUAAUCGAGCACGAUUCCGGCGAUCGCCAUCGGAUCGCCGGAAUCGUGCUCGACAUGUUCUGCCUCAAAUUCAUCGACGUCGCCCGCGAAUUCAACCUGCCGGCUUACUGUUUCUUCACCUCAGGUGCGUGUACAUUAGGUUUAUUUCAACACUUAGUCAAAUUGAAUUUCGAGGAGAAUAAGGAGCUCUCGGAAUUUAAAAAUUCCGACGUCGAGCUGCCGGUGCCCUGCUUCUCGCUGCCUGUUCCGGCGAAGGAGCUGCCGGCGAUUUUCGUCGACGGUGGGCCGAUGGCCGACGUGUUUUUGAACUAUUUCAAGAGAAUAUCGGAGACGGACGGCGUUGUAGUGAACACAUUCUACGAAUUCGAGCCCUACGCCGUCGACUCGAUGUCGGCCCGAAGCCCGAAAGUUUAUCCGAUCGGCCCGAUUUUGGACUUGAGCAGCCAAUUUGAUGAAGAUGAUGAUGUGAAGAGAUUUCUCGACGAUCAACCGGAAAAAUCAGUGGUUUUUUUGUGUUUUGGAACGAUGGGGACUUUCGCCGGAGCUCAGGUGAGAGAGAUCGCUCUGGCUCUCGAAGGUAGCGGCUGCAGGUUCCUGUGGUCGUUGAGGAAGCCGGGGGCGAAGGGGUCGGGGAAGCUCGUGGUGGAGUACGACGAUUUCGGGGAGGUUUUGCCGGAGGGGUUCUUGGAGAGGACUAAAGGGGUGGGGAGGGUGAUCGGGUGGGCGGCGCAGGCGGCGGUGCUGGCCCACCCGUCAGUCGGGGGAUUUGUUUCGCACUGUGGGUGGAACUCGACUCUGGAAAGCGUGUGGUUCGGGGUGCCUGUGGUGGCUUUCCCGCUCUACGCGGAGCAACCGAUUAAUGCGUUUUAUCUUACGAGGGAGGCGGGGGUGGCAGAGGCGAUUAGGUUGGAUUAUAAGAAAGAUUUUAAGGGGAGCGGGGAGCCGGAGAUCGUGGGGGCCGAGGAGAUCGAGGGGGCGAUACGGCGGGUGAUGGGGGCGGAGGGCGGCGGGGUGAGGGGGAAGGUGGAGGAGAUGCGGAGGAAGGCAAGGGCGGCUUUGGAGGAAGGUGGAUCUUCUUAUAUUGCUCAAAAUCUUUUUAUUGAAGAUGUUGUUAAUUUUAAUGGAGAUUACUAGAAUUGGAAUAUGUGCUUGAAAACAAAUGAACCAAGCUACAAAUAGAUGUGUGAAUAUGUUACAUAUAUAGCAAAUGCAAAUUACAUGUUUAAUUAAUGACCAAUGUUUGUAAUAGACGAGUACUCUUUUUUCU